AUGGCGGCAAAAAAUGAUUCACGCAGUUCAGAGUUUAUUCUGCUGGGUUUCUCCAAGGACCCAGAACUAGAGCCUCUCCUCUUUGUGAUGUUCCUGGCCAUGUAUGUGACCACAGUCCUGGGGAACCUGCUCAUCAUCGUGGCCACCAAAUCUGACCCCCACCUCCAGACCCCCAUGUAUUUCUUCCUUGCCAACCUGUCUUUGAAUGAUAUCUGCUAUGUCUCCACCACCGUCCCCAAGAUGCUGGUGAACAUCCAGAUGCACAGAAAAUCAAUAAGCUAUGAAGGCUGCAUGACCCAGAUAUUCUUUUUCGUUCUCUUCGCCAGCCUAGAUGACUUUCUCCUGACUGCCAUGGCCUAUGACCGCUUUGUGGCCAUCUGCCACCCCCUACACUACAUGGUCAUCAUGAACCCCCGGCUCUGUGGACUGCUGCUUUUGGGGUGCUGGGUCCUGAGCCUCUUUAACUCUCUGACUGAAGUGUUGAUGUUGUUGCGUCUCUCCUUCUGCCCCAUAGUGGAGAUCCCCCACUUUUUCUGUGAACUCAACCAAGUGAUGCAACUGGCCUCUUCUGACACUUUUGUCAACAAUGUGGUCUUGGAUGUCUCUUCGGUCCUGAUAGCUGGAGGUCCGCUACUUGGCAUUAUUUACUCCUACUAUAAGAUUGUCUCCUCCAUCCGUGGCACCUCAUCAGCUCAGAGCAAGUAUAAAGCCUUUUCCACCUGUGCCUCUCACCUCUCCGUGGUCGCCUUGUUUUAUUUCACCAGCCUGGGUGUGUACUUGAGCUCAGGGGCUACUGAAAGGUCAUAUGAAAGCACCAUCGCCUCCGUGUUGUACACAGUGGUCACCCCCAUGCUGAACCCCUUCAUCUACAGCCUCAGAAACAAAGACAUCAAGAGGGCUCUGAACACUCUUUUAGUGAAGGGAACAACAAAGCGUUCAGUUAUACUGCACUGA
Suncus etruscus (white-toothed pygmy shrew) is the source of this 954-nucleotide messenger RNA. RefSeq names its product olfactory receptor-like protein OLF4. Gene Ontology annotation, biological process: G protein-coupled receptor signaling pathway. Gene Ontology annotation, cellular component: membrane. Gene Ontology annotation, molecular function: olfactory receptor activity; G protein-coupled receptor activity. The transcript has a single exon. The record is from RefSeq and is a predicted model, not a curated record. The coding region runs from base 1 to 954 and encodes 317 amino acids. NCBI's taxonomy places the organism in Eukaryota, Metazoa, Chordata, Mammalia, Eulipotyphla, Soricidae.